Salvia miltiorrhiza (redroot sage) is the source of this 1544-nucleotide messenger RNA. RefSeq names its product phospholipase A1-IIdelta-like. The record is from RefSeq and is a predicted model, not a curated record. Gene Ontology annotation, biological process: lipid metabolic process. Gene Ontology annotation, molecular function: glycerophospholipid phospholipase A1 activity. Bases 165 to 1334 code for a protein of 389 amino acids. Lineage: Eukaryota; Viridiplantae; Streptophyta; Magnoliopsida; Lamiales; Lamiaceae. The transcript has a single exon.
AGAUAUUUAUUCGAUCAAUAACAUAAAUAUCUAAUUCAACCGCGAAAAAAAAAUGUUAAAUUUCCUUUUUGAAACACUAUGUAUAUAGCUAUCCAUAACCGUUUUCGUGAUAUCAACUAUCAACCACAGCAUUUCAGCAAGCAAAGUAUACUUAUAAUUAGGCCAUGGAAGAAACCGUUAACGAUGUCGUAGCAGAGCCGCCGUCAUGGGCGGAGCUCCUCGGCUGCAACAACUGGGAAGGCCUUCUGGACCCCUUAGACCUCUCCCUCCGCCGCUUCCUCCUCCUCUGCGGCGACUUCUGCCAGUGCACCUACGACGCCUUCGACGACGACGACAACUCCCCCUACGCCGGCUCCUCCCGCUACGGCGAGAAAUCCUUCUUCCACAAGGUCAAGUUCCCCUCCGCCUCCGCCUAUCAGAUCUCCUCCUUCCUCUACGCCACCGCCACCCUCGACAUCCCCGUCACCCCCGACCGCGAGACCAGCUUCAUCGGCUACGUCGCCACCUCCGCCUCCACCCUCCCCGGCGGCCGCGGCGAGAUCUACGUCGUCUGGCGCGGCACCAAGACCAACAAAGAGUGGAUCGACGUCGCGCACUUCGAGCCCGUCCCCGCUUCCGCCAUCACCCCCGCCGCCGACCCCGCCCCCAACGUCAUGGACGGCUGGCUCAGAAUCUACACCUCCUCAAACCCUAAUUCCCAAUCCCAAACCCUCAGCGCCCGCGAUCAGCUCCGCGCCCAGAUUCUUCAACUUCAAGGUCUCUACAAAGAUGAAAACCUCAGCAUAGUCGUGACGGGGCACAGCCUGGGCGCGGCGCUGGCCGUGCUCUCGGCGUUCGACCUCGUCGAAAACGUCGUCGUCCCCGACAUCCCCGUGACGGCCGUCGUCUUCGGCUGCCCGCGGGUCGGGGACGGCGCGUUCGUGGAGAGGCUGCGGACGCACCGCAACCUCAAGAUCCUGCACGCGAAGAACGUGCUCGACCCGAUCCCGUUCUACCCGCAGGGAUUCGGGUACAGCGGCGCCGGCGUGGAGAUGGUGGUGGACAGCAGGAAGUCGCCGUGGCUGCGGGUGAUUCCGAAGGAUUUGAUGGACUUCCAUAACUUGCAGGGGAUGCUGCACGUGGUGGCGGGGUGGCACGGGGAGGAGGGGGAGUUCGAGGUGGCGGUGAAGAGGAGCUUGGCGUUGGUGAAUAAGUCGUGCGCGUUUCUGAAAGAUGAGUGUAAAAUCCCGGGGUCGUGGUGGGUGGCGGAGAAUAGAGGGAUGAUGCUUAAUGAAGAAGGGGACUGGGUUUUGAAGCCGCCGCUCGACGACGAUUGCCCCGCCGUGCCGGAGUGAUCCACACCGGACGGGAUCCUCUCUAUUGCGAAUUUGUGUUUCUAUUGCAUAAUCAAUCGUGCAGUAAUUUGUGUAUUUGGUUCUUACUUAGGGAGUAUUAAUAAAUAAAAGUGUAAUUGGCUCUAUCUAUAAAUUAGUACUCCAUCCGUUUCUAAAACAUCUUUGUAAGGAAAAACGGCACAGAUUUUAAUAAAAAAUAAUUGUGUGUUU